Molecule: messenger RNA, 1715 nt
Organism: Phanerochaete carnosa HHB-10118-sp
Lineage: Eukaryota; Fungi; Basidiomycota; Agaricomycetes; Polyporales; Phanerochaetaceae
Product: glycoside hydrolase family 71 protein
Exons: 6
Coding region: 646-1659 (337 amino acids)
Molecular function (GO): glucan endo-1,3-alpha-glucosidase activity
Source: RefSeq, a predicted model, not a curated record
CUAGCAGCAGACGUGUUUUCGAGUGCUUCUGAAGUGCCUCCUAAUACUUCAUCCGGCUCAACACUGCCAUCAACCUCCGUCAGCAUUAGCUUCGCUGGCCAGUUCUCCGACGCGGGGACUCGGACGAUAACGUGUACGACGUCUACGAUAUCAGCGUUUUCUUCUGUCGCGCCACAGCCUACGUCUCCCGUAGACGAUAUCAGGAGGACAUCAUCAUCAUCAUCAUCAUCAUCAUCGUCUUCUUCCAGGUCUUCACUCCGUGCAUCGUCGUCACAAAUACAGCCGGCAUCCCCUACGAGCAGUGCAUCCUUGAGAAGCACGUCCGCCCAGUCCUCUUCGGCAAGCCGAGUCCCCACUACGACAGCGGCGACUGUUACUGCCCCAACAGGUCCGGCAUCGACCUCAACUUUAGCAACCGCGCAGCCAUCCUCCACGAAGCUGGUCUUCGCACACCACAUCGUAGGUAACACCUACAAUUAUACUCAGUUAUCCUGGGCAAACGAUAUCUCCUUGGCGUCCUCAAAGGGCAUCGACGCCUUCGCUCUGAAUAUCGGCAAUGACAGCUGGGAGCCGGGGCAGGUCAGCAACGCGUAUGCCGCCGCCCGUAGCUUGAACACGACCUUCAAGCUCUUCUUCUCCUUCGACAUGACGUCAUUCCCAUGCGCCGCGACGACGAACGUGCCAAUCAUCCGACAGUACAUCCAGAACUACACCGCACACACAAACCAGCUGCUCUACAACGGCAAGGUGUUCGUAUCGACGUUCGCUGGCCAGGACUGCACGUUCGGAACAAGCUCCGUGAACCAGGGCUGGACGAACACCGUCAAGAACGGGCUGAACACGUACUUCGUGCCGAGUUUUUUCGUAGAUCCCGCGACAUUCAAGAACUACUCAGUGCUGGAUGGUGCUUUUGGUUGGAACUCGGGCUGGCCGAUGGGUGAUUACAACAUCACGUUCGACCAGGACCAGUCAUACAUCUCCAACCUUGGGAACCGUUCGUACAUGGCCGCCGCCUCGCCAUGGUUCUUUACACACUAUGGCCCAAACACCUAUAACAAGAACUUCAUCUAUCGUGGCGACGACUGGUUGCUCGCGCAACGCUGGGAGGAGCUCGUUACGAACAGAAGCGUCGUCAACUUCGUCGAAGUCAACACCUGGAACGACUACGGCGAGUCGCACUACGUUGGCCCGAUCGAGGGCGUACAGCCCAUGUCGCAGGCAUGGGUGAAUGGCUUCGAGCAUACUGGCUGGCUUGACCUCAUCGCGUACUACAUCACCGCCUUCAAGACGGGAUCUUACCCACCCAUCACCCGAGACCGCACCUUCCUCUGGGCGCGGCUGUUCCCCGCCGCGGCAAAUGCAACGAAUGACGCUGUUGGCAAGCCACGAACUGGCAGUGGGUGCACCCAAGACUACCUCUGGGCGGUUGUCCAGCUGACCGCACCGGCCAACGUCACGCUCGCAUGCGGGCCCUCCACGGUGGUGGCGAGCGUAUCGGCGGGGACAACUAAGCUCAAGCUACCGCUUGUCACGAAUUGCACGGUCUCCAGUGCCAUCGUGCGCGGCACGAACAUUACAGCGUUUGUUCCGCCCGGCAUGAACUUCAAGACCACGCCCGUGACAUACAACUUCAAUGCCUUUGUGGCAGCUUCGCCGUAGACACGUGUGCUACACAGCUGUCCUUGAGCAUAGAUAUAGAGAUGACAUCAUUCCCU